UCUGUUUCACCUCAUUCCGUCAAACAUCAAACUUGUCAAAAGUACAUUGCUAAAAAUUGCGAUUGUGAUUGUUUGUUGUUUUACUUGUAAACUUGAUUUUUAUACUUAUUAAAUACAAAUUGUGAUAAAAAGAAUAAACAAUGGCUUCUCAAGUAUCAAGGACGAGUACCGGUGAAAGUUUUGAAAGGAAACUUCGUUACAGACAGAUUUUGGAGUAUCUUUCCAAUUUAGAAAAUGAAGCAGAUGACAAUAUCGACUGUAUGGAUAAGACCAGAGAUAUGGUCAAGGAGGCGAAGGCUCUGUUUGCAAAGUCAACUCUUGAUGAAAAAGUCAAGGAUCCAGGUGAGGAGUACCUGGACUCCCGCGUGAUGCGCGCAGCCAGUGACAUCACGGUGCGUUGCUCCGUGGCCGUCAGCUGUAAUGUCAACACGUACGACAGGCACGAGCUCGCCAAACAUAUUCAAGAGAACCCCCAGUUCUGGCAGUUCACGUUUCCCCUGGAGGUGCCCGUAGUGGGUAAUUUAUUCGGCACGUUUGCCCCGACGCCGCCGGAGCAGAGACCUCGCGUCCCUCGCAGACACGUCGAGAGGCAACAGGCUACACAGCUUAAAGAACCAGAGAAGGUGGACAGGUUAGAAAAACAAGAAGAAGGUUCAGCGAUGGUGAUGCGAGUGCACCGCUUUAUAAACAAAUGGUACAAGCAAAACCGUCGGCCGCUCAGCUACUUCCACGCCGUGCUCGACCCCACCAGCUUCAGUCGGAGCGUGGAGAAUAUCUACAAUGUCUCUUUCCUUGUCAGAGAUGGGAAGGUCUCUAUUACAUUAGAUAAGGACCACGGUCUGCCCUUCAUAACUCCUUUGUCGACGGAACAACAAGAAUUGAACAAAACUGAGGAGAAACAGUUCAUAGUAUCCAUUGAUAUGCGGAGGUGGCAGGAACUAGUCUCUGCGUUUGACAUAAACGAACCUCUAAUGGUGUUGAAGAAAUAAUUAGUUUAUGUUUAAUAAUAAAUAAUGACUGCACGGUUGGCCAACUGGCUGCCGUGCAAUGUGUCGCGGGUUCGA
This is a messenger RNA of Spodoptera litura, 1064 nucleotides long. RefSeq names its product Non-SMC element 4. Lineage: Eukaryota; Metazoa; Arthropoda; Insecta; Lepidoptera; Noctuidae. Gene Ontology annotation, biological process: DNA repair. Gene Ontology annotation, cellular component: Smc5-Smc6 complex; nucleus. The record is from RefSeq and is a predicted model, not a curated record.